AUGGUCCUGACCAUGGCGGCUAUCACUCUCAUGCCGCUGCUGGUGACGCUUCUGGCCGCACCAGCCACGGCGGCCGCCGCGCCCGUCCGCCGUUGCCCGACGAGCUGCGGCCUGAUCGACUUCUCCUACCCGUUCGGCGUAGGCCCCCGGUGCUCGCUGCCGGGGUUCAACCUCACCUGCGACGCCAACGGGCGCCUCCUGCUCGGCAGCCCCAGCGUCACGGUGGACUACACGAUCUUGGCGAGCGGCUUCAUUUCCUCGCUCGCCGUCAACAUCGUGCGCACGGUGCGCAUGGGACCCCGCGCCGGCGUCGGGACGGUCUCCGCCUCAUGGGACGGCCCCGGCAGGCCGUUCGCCAUCUCCGGCACGUCUAACAUGUCGCUGUUCGUCCUCGGCUGCGGCGUCACGGCCACGCUGCUCGACCGUGGGGCUGCGGUGGGGAACUGCUCCGUGGCCUGCGCCGGGGAGGAGGUCAUGCGGAGGCUGCCGGACGGGCUCUGCGUCGGCGUGGGCUGCUGCCGCAUCAAUGUACGCGUACACCUCCGGGCGUUCACCGUGAACUUGUCACGCACCGGCGACGGUGUAAGCCGGGACAAACUGACCUUCUUCGUCACCGGCCAGGGCAGGUACACGUUCCGGCCCAGCGAUCUGGAGCGUGACAUUCAUCCCGACAUGGUCCCUCCGGCUCGGCUGGACUGGGCCAUCCCUGGCCAGCCAGACUGCCGGCACGCCAUGGACGACAGGGUGACAUAUGCCUGUGUCAGUAACCAGAGCGAGUGCCGGGACUCGCCGAUCGGAGGCUACGCCUGCCACUGCUCCCGGGGCUUCUCCGGCAACCCCUAUGCCGUCGAUGGCUGCGUGCCAGACCAAGUUUAUGGCUCCAUUCAGCCGAAGGCGAACUGUCCGACGAUGUGCGGGAACGUGAGCGUUCCAUUCCCCUUCGGCACAGAGCUGGGCUGCUUUGCCAGGAUCCAUCUUUACCUGACAUGUAACCCAGGGCGCUCUCCUGCCAUCCUCCAAAUGACCCAGCACUCAUAUCCAUCGACGAGGGCGUGUUGA
Molecule: messenger RNA, 1059 nt
Organism: Triticum turgidum subsp. durum (durum wheat)
Lineage: Eukaryota; Viridiplantae; Streptophyta; Magnoliopsida; Poales; Poaceae
Source: the annotation of a GenBank genome assembly